UGUUUGCUAACCGCCAAUAAAAACAACGAGGAAGAAGAAGAAGAAGCAGAAGAAGACGGUGCUCUAAAAAUGGCGGAGUCGGAGGAGGAGGUAGACGUCUUGGUCCAGAGAGUUGUCAAAGACAUCGCGAAUGCAUUCAAGAAGAACCCCAGCAUUGAUGAGAUCGGUGUGAUCCUGUGUCCAGAGGCACGCUACAACCGCAGUCCCAUAGUGCUGGUGGAGAACAAGCUUGGUGUGGAAAGCUGGUGUGUUAAAUUCCUGCUGCCGUACGUCCACAACAAGCUGCUGCUGUACCGCCAACGCAAGCACUGGCUGGACAGAGAAGCUUUAGUGGAUAUCACCUGCACGCUGCUGCUGCUGAACCCAGACUUCACCACUGCGUGGAAUGUCAGGAAGGAGUUACUGCAGUGUGGAGUCCUUAACCCAGAGAAGGACCUCUACCUGGGCAAGCUGGCUUUGACCAAAUUUCCCAAGAGCCCAGAGACCUGGAUACAUCGACGCUGGGUGCUGCAGCAGGUCCUGAAUCAGGUCUCUACUUUGGACCACAAUAAGAAUCAGCAGCAGGCUGAGGCAGUGCAGGCUGACGCUGAGAGGAACGAGCAGCUCAGUGACCGCUUGGCCAGGACGCUCCGCCAAGAGAUGAAGGUGUGCUCUGAUGCAGCCGGCCGCUAUCCCAGCAACUACAAUGCCUGGUCACACCGCAUCUGGGUGCUGCAGCAUAUGGCCAGGGGCAAUGUCAAGGUGUUGCAUGAUGAGCUGUCCUCUAUGCGCGUCUGGGUGUCCAUGCAUGUCUCUGACCACAGUGGCUUCCACUACCGCCAGUUCCUCCUUAAGGAGCUAAUAGCUGAAAUCUGCAAGAGGCCAGCUCACACCUCCACCAGCUGUUCGCCCCAGCGUGGGUGCAGCACAGUCCCAGAGGGCAGUCCCUGCCCACACAGCUGCUCUCACAGUAAUGGAGAGCCUUCAGGACAGGAGGCGGGCGGCGAGGAAGACAGCCACGCUGACUUCACUACAGUCCUUCAACUCUUCCACCAGGAGAUGGACCUUUGCUCAGACCUGAUCCAGUCCUUCCCUGGACAUGAAACACUCUGGAGUCACAGGCGGCAUGUCUUUUAUUUGUGGGACCAGUGGGUGAGGGAGCAUCAGCAUUCCUGCAGCAGAGGAUCGGACUGCAAGUUAAUCCAUCUGACGGAUCCAGACCCAGGAGUGCCAGAGAUCAGCUCUCAGAGCUGUGCAGGCCAGGGCCACGGUGUGAACGGACAGAAGCAUGCUAGUGAACCUAUGGAAGUAGAUGGGCUGUUCCUGCCAGACCCUCACAAUAGUAAGAGACUGAAGAGAGGCGUCCUGCUGCCUUGCCCCCCCACCCUGCCUACUGAACUCAGUUUUGUAAGCAGUGUUUUGGGCGGCUGCUGUAACACCGAGCAGAGACACUUCGCCCUGGCCUACAGGAAGUGGUUGGAUACAGUCAUUGGGCUGCAGUCCUGAGAGAGAUGCUGACCUCCUUCUUUCUCCACACUGAAGCUGCCUACAGACAAAGAUUUAGGAUCAGCUUGCCUACAGAUAGUGCAGACUUCAAUAACCAGUACUUCAAAGCCAGUGAUGAGUUUAGAAAGCGGUCAUUGAGCAGCCGACUUGGAAUCUGUUUCCUAACAAUUAACAGAGGACUGAAUGUUCUUAGAAACAUCUGGAGCCUCUGGAGCUUCGUCUGAGCCAGUAUCCCUUCAGAAUGGAAAUCAGCCCUCAUACAACCUGUUGGCUCACUGUUAUCUUCAGGUGUUUCAAUACCUCAGGUACCUCAGAUUUCUAGUUGUUUGUAUGUGUGUGAGGUUUCAUGUGCAUUCUUCUUUUCCUUCUCUCUAUAUAUUAAACAAACAAACAUAAAUCCAGUUAUUUUCUGAUUGGGGGUUGGAAUCAGUCACUUACACUUUCACCCUGAAUGCUGAAGCUCACCACAUGACAGUGUAACCACUUUAUACACGUGUAAGGUUCUGUGUAGGCACGAGUUUGUUGCAUCAUUGGACACAACUAAAGUCCAAAAAUACUUUGCAGCAUAUUGAAGUGUCCUGGGACUGAACUGGACUCUGGCACCUCGUCUGCGCUUCGGCUUUCAGCCUGUAUAAACAUGAAGUCUGCAUAAGACGUGCUGGUGAAAUGGUCUUUAAUAGACACAUACACAGAGACGUCUGUGAAGCAAACAGUAAGCAGUGACUUCAGCAGGUAUGAAGCUGCUCGUCUGCUGAUGAGCUGCAGAACCUUCAGGUUUGUUUUGGCCUGCUGCAGGUUAAUGACUUCUUAUAUCAGAUUAUCACUGCAUCACUUUUCUGUCUUAGCUCUACUUUAUAUUAGACUUCCCUCAGUCAUCGGGUAAUACUGACCUGAGCGUCAGUAACGGCAGGUUUAAAGCACAGCGCCUGACUCUGGAUUUCCAUUCUGAAGGUGGUAACACGUGUUAAACAUGUUACUACUCUUGGUUGAUUUUCUACCCUUUAACUUCACUGAUUAUAGUCAGCAGCUGUCUUUGUAGCUGAUGCAAAGUUAGAGUAACAGGAAACCAAAAAGCCAGUCGGUUAUAGAGAAGUUGUUUGAUUUUGUGUUCAUAGGUCAUCACAAACUCUCCUCCAACCUGAGCAGUAAUGAACAACAUUUAUUGGUCCAGAUGUUUGACUUUGGACGUUUGUCGAUCUGUAGCAGAACAUUCACCGGUGCUCCCUGCUGCUGCUGUUACAACAGUUUGAUUUGUUACAGCUAGAAACUGUGCAACAAAUGAAAAUUAAACAGCACUUUUAAAAUGAUUGGUGUAGUUUUGUUUAGCGAGGGUAAUCGGUCUACACCAGGGGUGUCAAACUCGCGGUCCAGGGGCCGCAGGGGCCCGUAUACUGAUGUGAAGAAACAUAAUGCAGUUUAAAAUAAAAAGCACAAAAUGAUUGAAUAUGAAGACGACGUGAGCAGAGAGCACAAACAUGCUGAGGCUGUGUCCGUGACAGACACACACUAAUGCGUGCACUUAUUUAUUCUGUUAAACAUGAACACGUGUGUGCACAGACAGAGGAGCAGUGUGUUUGUUUGAAAGGCUUCAGUUAGUUAACUUUGCUGUUUUGUCUUAUACAAGAUUUGAAAUUUAAAAAAACAAAACAUUUUAGGAAAUGUUUGUUUGUUUGUUUUGUUCUACUUGAACACUAACGUGUCCUCCAAUGAGACGGCAGUGCCAGCAGUGGCUCUCAGCUCGUUUCAGUUUGACCCCCCUGAUCUAGACCAAAAGAUUGGUAUUAUUUUUUUUUUUUUUUUUUUCCACGUUGUCGUUUUUACAUGAGUGCCUCAUUUAAAACAGUUUUAAAGUUUCUAGGAACUUUAACUUGUCCUAAAGACUUUUUAAAGGCAUUUCCUGAAAGUAUUAUGACUGAAGGAAGUGGACAGGUACAGUCUCACAUGUACUCACACCUGCAGGAGGCCAGUUUUAAGCUCACAGAAUUACACAGUGUAUAUGAUUGUUUUUGUUUGAUAGCAUUCAGACUUUUAACAUGAAUGAAAUCAAAAAGCUAAAUGACCAUAUAAACACACACGACUGCUACAGAUGUUCAGGUUUGUCAUCGUUACCUUCCACUCCGUCGAUGUCCUUUCUCCUCCAGCUAAACUUUAUUUCUUUUAUGUUAGUUAUGAAAAUACAGGUUUGUGUGAAGCAGAAAUGAUGAGAGUGACAUUUACAUCUGAUGCAUUUACAGAAGCUGCCUGAUUUGUAGUGUCAGUGUGAUCUUGACCAGCAGCUACGUUUGCUUUUUAACAUCUACCUGGUGACAUUGGUUAAUGGGCAGCGAGUUAAAGGCUCUCCACUUUUCACUGACAUGUUGACCAAGUAUAACACAUUCUUCUUCUUCUUCUUCUUCUUCUUCUUCUUCUGUUUCUUUUGUCCAUCAAAGUUUUUGUUUUAUGUGUUUUUAAUGUAUAACAAGAGUUACUGUUACUCUAACACGUCAUCAUUUUCAGAACCGCACCUCGCAAACAGCUGGAAACUUUUGGCGUACGCGCUCAUGUUUGGCAACACUUUAGAAAACACCUGCUUGGACUGACUGACAGAGCUCUGCUACACAGCUACAUAGAAGGAAGUAACAUAAUACAUCUGUUUAAAGGAAUAAUCAGUAACACUACUUUAGCAGCUCCUGGGAGUGAUGGUUUAUGCUACUAUGCCUCGUCUUUUAUUGUGAAGGGACUAAUCCUGAAUGUGUAUCUGUCAAACCUGAUUUCUGUUUUCCUUUUGUAAACGUUGCAGUUUGAUCAACAAUCUUAUUUUUCUUGUCUAUCCAGUAUUGUCAUAGUUUAUGGUCACCGUAGCAACCAUAAACUUUUGUGUCAAGGCCAAAUAGCUUCAAUUUACACAGCUGAUGUUAUUACUUUUUUAAAGGUCAGGUCUCCAAUUGGACUGUUGUUAGCACAUUAGCAUAACGCUGGAUGGAAAAGGUCUGUGGCCAAAGUGUGUGUGUGUGUGUGUGUGUGUGAGAUCACCUCUAAACACUGUACAUAAUCACAUCAUUAAUUAUCUCAAAGCUUUUUUUCUUCUGUCACGUACUCUGUCGUUUCUUAAGGAGGAAUGGGUUUUAUCAUAUCAGACUGUACGCUGAACUGCUGACACAGGCUUUGAAUCCAAGACUAUCUAUGCAGAAAUGUUUGUUUUAGAAGUUCAACCUGCUCCUUUUAUUUUGUUGUGGUAUUCCCUAAUGAAUAAUCCUUGUGAUCUUAAUUACUAUUUAUUUCAGGAGUGAAAGUAUAUUCUCUUCUAGUGCUUCUGUCAUCUGCUAAACAAGAUAAUAAAGCUCAUCUCUUCAUGUCCACUGAA
Oreochromis niloticus (Nile tilapia) is the source of this 4828-nucleotide messenger RNA. It is a transcript of the gene ptar1, whose product is annotated as protein prenyltransferase alpha subunit repeat containing 1. The record is from RefSeq and is a predicted model, not a curated record. The transcript is spliced from 7 exons. Lineage: Eukaryota; Metazoa; Chordata; Actinopteri; Cichliformes; Cichlidae. Gene Ontology annotation, biological process: protein prenylation. The coding region runs from base 70 to 1485 and encodes 471 amino acids. Gene Ontology annotation, cellular component: cytoplasm. Gene Ontology annotation, molecular function: protein prenyltransferase activity.